AUGGAUCCAGUGGGAGUGAAUUCAAUAGAGACUGCAUCUCUAGGGAGACCCUUCCAGCUGGGGAUGCUGUAUGACUGCAGGAGAGAUGCUAUAGUACCAGGAAUCAGACUUUGGACUAAAGAGCAGCUGCAGCAGAACACAACCACGAAAACCCAAAUUAAUACAGUUUUCACAGUCACUGCUUCAGACUCAAUCGAGGACAAAUCUAGAUUGCUGAAUAUUGAUGGUUGUCUGAAACUGAGUCUUUUAGGUGGACUCGUCAAUGUGGGUGGAGCUGCCAAUUUUCUCAAAGACACCAAGAAAUCAUUCAGUCAACAGAGACUGACAUUACAUUAUCAUUCAACCACUAAGUUUGAAGAACUGAUCAUGAACCACUUUUCUUCUGGAGAAAUGGCUCAUUAUGACAAUGAUGUAGCCACACAUGUAGUGACAGCAGUGCUGUAUGGAGCAGAUGUCUGCUUUGUUUUUGACAGAGAAGUUUCAUCAGAUGAGGACAAAAUGGAGAUAGCCGGAGAAGUAAAAGCUGCAUUAGAGCAGCUAAAAGGCAUUUCAUCUGCAAGCAUUGAUGCAAGUAUGAAACUGAAUGACAUUCAGAAGACUGCUGUCCAUAAAUUCAGCUGUAAAUUGUAUGGUGACUUCCAGCUACCAUGUAAUCCGACCUCUUUUGAAGAUGCUAUGAAAGUUUUUGAAGAUCUUCCCAAACUGCUUGGAGAAAACAAAGAACAUGCGGUUCCUCUGAGAGUUUGGCUUUAUCCUUUGGACAAACUUUUCUCAAGAGUUGUAAAGUUUCAGCAUGAAAUCAGCACAGGUCUAAGCACAGACAUUGAAUCUGUAAUUGAGAGUUUAAGUACAACUGAGAUGAAAUGCAGUGAUCUUCUGACAGACAUGCCUGCUUUGACAUUUACUGCAUUUCAUGACAAAAUCAAUGACAUGAAAAAAAACUGCUACCAGUGCAGGUUGAGUCUCAUAAAGAAACUUGGCUCUCUUUUACCAAAGAUCAGAGGAAAAUUUAUAGAGGAUACAGCAUUGAUCGAUCUGCUAAAUGAUCAUGAGGAAUCUCCAUUUGAAAGAAACACUCUUGAACAAUGGCUGAAAGAGAAAGAGGAAGAAUCUGACAUCAUGAAAACAUUGCUCACACAACUAAAUGAUCAAGGAGUAAUGGUAGAAAUCAACCUCAAUAAAAAUUUAAUGAAUUUGGAAGUUAAACAUUUGGUCAGCUACACGUUCACAUCACUGGGCUGGCCAGAUGUGCUGCUUUCUAAACAAAAGACCUACCUGAGCUCAACAAAAAGAACAAAUGAAGAGAAAAGCUUUGAAUCUGGACACAAGACUUGGCUCACACCUGACAUCCAAAAGACUAUGAGGAACAACUUGAAGGUAUUUAAAAACUUGAUUGGUUUAAACAGUAGCAAAUCAGUGAAGUUUAUUGUUGCAUCAAAAGAAAUGGAAAAUAAUCCAGGUUCCUGCAUACUGCUGUAUGAAAAUGAAUCUAAUGAAGCUGUUUGCUUCACUCCUCCAUCAAAACCAGACUGUCCAAUCAUUGAAGAUGUCAGAUGUAGGCAAGUGGUUUUGAAAGUGUCUCCACCGUGUCCUGCUACAGAGGAGCUCAAAUUACUGUACAAAAUGAAGGAGGAGAAAGACUGGACAUCUCAAACUGUGUCAAAGAACCAGAAUACAGUGACUCUGACUGAUCUCAGACCAGAUACUGAGUACAGUAUUAAAUGUGCAGCAGUGGGAAAACUCAACUACACCCUAGACAGUGAUGUGACACGGCUCACAGUCAUAAACCAGAGUCUUAUCAAAGCCAAAGAGUCUGCAAUUGAAAAUCUCAGUUUGACUGAAAGCAAGUGCAGUGUACUUUUGGAAAACACCAGUGAAUCAACUUUUACUGCACUUUAUAAGAAAAUACAAGAUAUGCAGCAAAACUGUCAAAUGUACAGACAAGAAUUCAGUGACCGAAUUAAAUCUGUGAUCCAGUCAGUUAAAGCUUGUGAGAAAGAGUCUAGUGCUCUGAUGGAUCUUCUACAAGCUCAUGAUGAGUCUCCAUUUAAUGAAAAGUGUCUAAAAGAGUGGAUCACAGUGAAAGAAAAAGAAUUGAACACCAUUAAUGAGUUCCUUCAGCAGUUAAUGGGCCUUGGAGCCGAAGUGAACAGAAGCUUGGACUCAUAUUUGUCAGAUAUUCAGGUGGAAAAUGUGUUUUGUUACACUUUCAGUUCUCUUGAGCAGCCAGAUGAGUUACUUAGUGAGCAAGAAAAUGACAUGAAUCCUCAAAUAAAGAGAAACCCAAAGAAGACACAUGAUGCAUCUCAGUCAUGGCUCACUGGAAGCGUCAGGGAGAAAAUGAGAGAACAUUUGAAAAUAUUUAAAGAGCUGAUGACGUCACAUAGCAAUCAAAGCAUUAAAUUUAUGAUUUCCAUAAAAUACCAUGAAAAACAUCCAGGUUCCUGUAUUCUUGUGUAUGAAAAUGGAUGUAAUGAAGCCGUUUUCUUCACUCCUCCAUCAAAACCAGACUGUCCAAUCAUUGAAGAUGUCAGAAGUAGGCAAGUCGAUCUGAAAGUGUCUUCACCGUGUCCUGCUACAGAGGAGCUCAAAUUACUGUACAAAAUGAAGGAGGAGAAAGACUGGAGAUCUCAAACUGUGUCAAAGAACCAGAAUACAGUCACUCUGACUGAUCUCAGACCAAAUACUGAGUACCAAAUGAAAUGUGCAGCAGUGGGAAAACUCAACUACACCACUGAAUCUGAUGUCACCUCAGUUAUCGCAAAGGUAUGA
This is a messenger RNA of Sinocyclocheilus rhinocerous, 2772 nucleotides long. Its product is annotated as stonustoxin subunit beta-like. NCBI's taxonomy places the organism in Eukaryota, Metazoa, Chordata, Actinopteri, Cypriniformes, Cyprinidae. The coding region runs from base 1 to 2772 and encodes 923 amino acids. The transcript has 2 exons. Gene Ontology annotation, molecular function: protein binding. The record is from RefSeq and is a predicted model, not a curated record.